Molecule: messenger RNA, 1915 nt
Organism: Sinocyclocheilus anshuiensis
Lineage: Eukaryota; Metazoa; Chordata; Actinopteri; Cypriniformes; Cyprinidae
Gene: slc13a5b
Product: solute carrier family 13 member 5b
Exons: 12
Coding region: 1-1743 (580 amino acids)
Biological process (GO): oxaloacetate transport; fumarate transport; citrate transport
Cellular component (GO): plasma membrane
Molecular function (GO): sodium:dicarboxylate symporter activity; citrate transmembrane transporter activity; succinate transmembrane transporter activity
Source: RefSeq, a predicted model, not a curated record
AUGAUCCCAACACUAAAAUCCAUAUGGAACUUGAAGAAUGGGAUAGUUCUUUUCUUCACUCCUUUGAUUUUUCUUCCACUCCCAGUGGUCAUCAACACAAGGGAGGCCAGCUGUGCCUAUGUGAUCAUACUGAUGGCAGUUUACUGGUGUACUGAGGCUCUUCCUUUAGCUGUCACUUCACUGCUACCUGCUGUCCUCUUCCCCAUGCUUGGCAUCAUGCAGUCCAAAAUGGUGUGUAUGCAAUACCUGAAGGACACUAACAUGCUGUUUGUGGGUGGACUGAUGGUCGCUGUGGCAGUUGAGCACUGGAACCUGCACAAACGCAUCGCCCUUAGAGUGCUUCUCAUUGUUGGGGUGCGCCCAGCGCUCCUGAUGCUGGGCUUCAUGGGGGUGACAGCUUUCCUCUCCAUGUGGAUCAGUAACACGGCUACUACGGCCAUGAUGGUCCCCAUAGUGCAGGCUGUGCUGGAACAGCUGAACAAACAGGAGACAGAGUCAUCACAGACAACCUGUGGUGAGGAACGGCCCCAGGCCCCUGAGGCGGAAUACAAACAGACGGCAAAUGACAGAGACACAGAAGUGGUUCUACGCAUGCUGGAUGUCUCACCAGAGGCCAAACAAAAGAAAUCAGCAGAGAAGCGGCUCAUGGCUAAAGGAAUGACUCUGUGUGUGUGUUAUGCGGCCAGCGUUGGGGGAACGGCCACACUCACAGGCACUGGACCUAACCUAGUACUGAAGGGUCAGAUGAACCAAUUAUUUCCUGACAAUGGUGAUGUCAUCAACUUUGCCUCAUGGUUUGGGUUUGCCUUCCCCAACAUGAUCAUCAUGCUGACGAUAGCUUGGCUUUAUCUUCAGUUCAUUUUCAUGGGAUUCAACAUUAGGAAGACAUGGGGAUGUGGAGCGGUAAAGUCAGAGAAGGAAAUAGCCGCCUAUAACGUGAUCCGGGAGCAGCAUCUUCAGCUGGGACCGAUGUGUUUUGGCGAACUCAGCGUUCUGGCUCUCUUCAGUUUGCUUGUAGCUCUGUGGUUUACUCGAGAUCCUGGAUUUGUAACAGGCUGGGCAACACACACCUUUAACACCGAAGCAGAAUAUGUGACAGAUGCUACAGUUGCAGUCUUCAUUGCCCUGUUGCUCUUCAUUCUGCCAUCUAAACCACCCCGGCUUUGCUUCUGGUCAUCAACUGAAUCUGAAACAGAGCCUCAACUCUCUUCUGCGCCCAGUCCAGCCCUGCUCUCCUGGAAAGUAGCUCAAAAGAAGUUACCCUGGAACAUAGUUUUGCUCCUAGGUGGAGGAUUUGCCCUGGCCAAAGGUAGCGAGGAGUCAGGUCUAUCCAGAUGGAUGGGAAACCAGUUGACUCCCCUACAUAGUAUCCCUCCCUGGGCCAUUGUUAUCAUCCUGUGCCUCUUGAUUGCCAUUUUCACUGAGUGUACCAGCAAUGUUGCCACAGCUACAUUAUUUCUUCCUGUCCUUGCUUCUAUGUCUCAGUCGGUUGGAAUCAACCCUCUUUACAUCAUGGUGCCAUGCACACUCAGUGCGUCCUUUGCAUUCAUGUUACCUGUGGCAACUCCACCAAACGCUAUAGUCUUUUCCUAUGGAUACCUCAAGGUUUCAGACAUGGCAAAAACUGGCGUGAUGAUGAAUAUCAUAGGGAUUUUCUGCAUCACCUUAUCCAUCAACACCUGGGGCAAGGCCAUGUUCAACCUAGACUCUUUCCCUGCAUGGGCCAACCAAACAGUAAUAUGACACAGUACAAGGCCAAAUGAAAACCAGCAAGCUGCUUAUUUUCUUCGCAUCAUUCUCAUAAACCUCGUGGAUCAAAGCUGCAGCAGAGAGAAAAUGAAAUCUGCCAUGUCUUGCAGGACUAUUUUGCACACUCAUAACCUCUUUCAUUGAAAGACCUACAGUAACCAAGCAC